Messenger RNA from Misgurnus anguillicaudatus (oriental weatherfish), 2505 nucleotides. RefSeq names its product protein phosphatase 5, catalytic subunit (gene ppp5c). The record is from RefSeq and is a predicted model, not a curated record. Gene Ontology annotation, molecular function: protein binding; hydrolase activity. NCBI's taxonomy places the organism in Eukaryota, Metazoa, Chordata, Actinopteri, Cypriniformes, Cobitidae.
UCCUGCGCAAAGCGCUUUACGACCCUUCGGUUAGUGUUUGCGACAGUGAUCCGCGUACACACGGCACAGUUAUGGAACACGGCAGUGAGAAGAUGGCGGAAGAGGAGCGGAGUGCCAGUGCAGAGAAACUCAAGGAGAAGGCGAAUAACUACUUUAAAGAGAAGGACUAUGAGAACGCAAUCAAGUAUUACUCGGAAGCACUGGAGUUGAACCCCACCAAUGCCAUCUUCUACAGUAACAGGAGUCUGGCCUACCUGCGCACUGAGUGCUAUGGCUACGCACUGGCGGAUGCCACUCGGGCCCUGGAGCUGGACAAGAACUACAUCAAGGGCUACUACCGACGCGCCACCUCCAACAUGGCCCUCGGCAAGUUCAAGGCAGCGCUCAAAGAUUACGAGACGGUUGUGCGAGUGCGACCCAAUGACAAAGAUGCUAAGAUGAAGUUUCAGGAAUGUAAUAAGAUUGUCAAGCAGAAGGCUUUUGAACGAGCCAUUGCCAGCGAUGAGCUUAAGCGCUCGGUUGUUGACUCCUUAGACAUUGAGAACAUGACAAUUGAGGAUGAUUAUUCUGGACCCAAACUUGAAGAUGGAAAGGUGACACUGAAGUUCAUGAAAGAACUGAUGGAUUGGUUUAAAGACCAAAAGAAACUGCACAGAAAGUGUGCUUACCAGAUCCUGAUUCAAGUGAAAGAAGUUUUAUCCAAACUCCCAAGUCUUGUUGAAAUAACAUUAAAAGAGACAGAUAAAAUAACUAUAUGUGGGGACACACAUGGCCAGUACUAUGAUCUUUUAAAUAUCUUGGACUUGAAUGGUUUACCAUCUCCGACUAAUCCUUAUCUGUUCAACGGUGACUUUGUGGAUCGCGGCUCUUUCUCUGUAGAAGUCAUUCUCGUACUCUUUGGCUUCAAACUGCUUUAUCCAGACCACUUCCACCUACUCAGAGGCAACCAUGAGACGGAUAACAUGAAUCAGAUGUAUGGGUUCGAGGGUGAGGUCAAAGCGAAGUAUACUGCGCAGAUGUUCCAGCUGUUUAGUGAGGUCUUCCAGUGGCUUCCACUUGCCCAGUGCAUCAAUUCUAAAGUCCUGGUGAUGCAUGGAGGACUGUUUAGUGAAGAUGGUGUGACUUUAGAUGACAUUAGAAAGAUCGAAAGAAAUAGGCAACCGCCAGACUCGGGUCCAAUGUGUGAUCUCCUAUGGUCAGACCCUCAGCCGCAGAAUGGAAGGUCCAUCAGUAAGCGGGGCGUGAGCUGUCAGUUUGGUCCUGAUGUUACUGACCGCUUCCUGGAACAGAACAAACUACAGUUCAUAGUUCGCAGUCAUGAGGUGAAAGCCGAGGGCUAUGAGGUCACACACUCAGGGAAAUGCAUCACCGUGUUCUCAGCGCCAAACUACUGUGACCAGAUGGGUAAUAAAGGAGCGUACAUUCACCUCAGGGGUUCAGAUCUUAAGCCAGAGUUUCAUCAGUUUUCUGCUGUGCCUCAUCCAAAUGUCAAGCCGAUGGCAUAUGCCAACUCUCUCAUGCAGAUGGGGAUGAUGUAGAGGUCUCUGGUGCUGAUUUUAUUCCACACAAGCUGCUCUGGUCCACACCGGUUCAUCCAAAUCCACUCUUACAUUCGUCUCAUCUGUUUCAAACAAAGCAGUUUGUUUCUAGUAUACACACGCACAUAUACGGUUCGACAGUGUUCAACAAGCCUGUGCUUUCAUUGUUUUGGGAAGACAUCACUUACCAAGUCAAAAAUGGUAUUGCCUUGACUUUUAAAAAGAACAAAAUAGCAAUGACUUUGUCUACUUGCUCACUAGUGGAUCUGAUUCUUGUGUUCAGAAAAAUCCCCAUCAUUAAUCAUGUGUUCAUUCAUAUUCAGCUGUUGGAUGUUUAGCUGUAUGAUAGAGGAGCUGAUUUGUACCAAAGAAUGAGCAAUCAUAUGUGAUGCAGGACAAAGAGCGUUGAUGUAAGAUUAAAUCAGAGACUUUCACUUAAAGUUGUUCUGCGUGGGGCCAAAACAAAAGCAGUAUGAAUACCUAAAAAUCCCACAUCUUAACAUUGUGGUACUUUAUUACUGUAGCAUUGAACUUAUUCUGUGCAUCUUGAAUAAAAAAGCCAGUUUUAAUGAUAAAAGCCGGGUUUUGGAUCUUUCCCUUUCAGCAGGGGAGAGGCUCAGUAGCUGUUUUUUUAUUUAGUAGGGAUCUCCCACAUUCGCCAUUUUCCCACAUGCUUAACCCAAACUGCACUGGAGGAAGUGUUUAACCCUCAUACCUACCACUGUAUGUUUGUCUAGCCCAUCCUGAACACUCUGUGGACUCUGAAUAAUAAAGCAGAAACUUACCUUCUUUAAACGCACAGCAGCCAUGUCCCAUUCCCCCUGACUUUUUAGAUAAUAUUAUAUACACCAAUGUGUAUGUAUAUAUAUAUUACUGUAUCAAUGAAAUUUCUGUGUACAUGUUCUUUGGAAACAGACGUUAUUGAAUAAAAAAAAUUCCAGUACAAUAAAUCUAGAAUGCAGUCAUA